AUGAUUGAAGACGAUGAAUCUGAGUGCUUCUUUUAAUUAAAACCUUCUAAAAAGAUCAAAAAGACUAGAGGCAAUACUCUUAGAAUUCAAAAACAUUAUGAUACUUUAAAUCAAAUGUAGAUAGCUGCUUCAGACCAAGAAUAAACUAUUCUAGGAUUAAUAGAUAAACGAUCUUCAAGUAAUAAUAUUAGUAAUAUGUCUAUAGUUUAUUCAAAGAAUAAAUAAAUCACAUAAUGGAAAGAAAACAUAUCUUAAUCUCAGUCUUUAAUAUAUGUUAAUUUUAUCAAAAAUGAAUCAGAAACUUUUGAUGAUAGUGAAAGUUUUCUUAAAUAACCUUAAAAUGAAUUGCUAAUAGAAAACUACCUAUGUUGA
Molecule: messenger RNA, 372 nt
Organism: Paramecium primaurelia
Lineage: Eukaryota; Ciliophora; Oligohymenophorea; Peniculida; Parameciidae
Source: the annotation of a GenBank genome assembly